Messenger RNA from Penicillium salamii, 996 nucleotides. NCBI's taxonomy places the organism in Eukaryota, Fungi, Ascomycota, Eurotiomycetes, Eurotiales, Aspergillaceae. The record is from the annotation of a GenBank genome assembly.
AUGAGCUUCUUGAGCACCCAAUACGGCUGGGCUGCCAACAACGUUGUUGACUUUGAAGUCGUCCUUGCCAACGGUACUAUUGUUCACGCAACCGAGAAAGAAAACACAGACCUCUUUGCAAGCCUGAAGGGCGGAGGCAACAACUUUGGAGUUGUUACUGCAUACACCAUGCAGACUCACCCCCAAGAUCACAAGGUCUGGGGUGGUAACUACAUUUUCACGGCCGACAAAACCCCCCAGCUUCUAGAAGCCCUGCGCAACUUUGUUGAUGAAUAUCCCGAUGACAAGGCUGCGAUCAUUCUGACAUCGGAGCAUGGCCUUGCUCUCAAUUUGUGGAUCAUGUUCCUCUUCUAUGAUGGCCCCGAGCCGCCUGCGGGUGUCUUUGACGAGUUCACUGCCAUUGAUCACACUUCAACCACCAAGACUUUUGAUACCUACUACGAUCUGCUCAAACAUAACGACUUCUUCAUUCUUCAUGGCCAACGCUAUACCAUCGCCACGGAGACUACUCCUCUCCCCAACAAAACCGUGGGCUCGGGAGUACUCCAGGAAUACUACGACCACUGGUUCAAUGUAACCAACUCAGUACUGGAAGUGACCGGAGUUCUUGGCUCAAUUGCAUUCCAGCCCGUUCCCAGAUCCUUCUCCCAGAAAGCCAAGGACCGCGGCGGAGAUCUGCUUGAUGUUCCCUCUGACCAACCCUACAUCUUCAUUGAACUCGAUUUCUCCUAUGGUCUGGCGAUCGAUGACGAGAAAAUCGACGCCGCCAAUAUUGAACUUUACCAGGGACUAGACAAUUUGGUUCAGAAGAAUGUCGACAAGGGUAAUUUGCCCGAUGUAUACCGUCCUUUGUUCAUGAACGACGCAUAUUUCCGCCAAGAUUACUGGAGUCGGAUCAGUCCAGCAUCCAAGGAAUUGGCUCUCCAGACCAGGAAGCGAUAUGACCCUGAUGGAUUCUUCCAGAAGCGGACCAGCGGAGGCUGGAGGCUGAAUUAG